AUGCGGCUCCCCCCCUCUCUCUUGCCCUCGGGUGCCAUUUUACACUUAUGUACCAUACUAACUGGCCACGUCCAGCAUGAUGUCAACUUCGACUCGGUGGAUGCCGGUGCGUCCACCACCUUCCCCAUGCAGUGCUCGGCUCUGCGCAAGAACGGUCACGUUGUCAUCAAGGGCCGCCCCUGCAAGAUCGUCGACAUGUCCACCUCCAAGACGGGCAAGCACGGUCACGCCAAGGUCCACCUGGUCGCCAUUGACAUCUUCACCGGCAAGAAGCUGGAGGAUCUGUCUCCCUCCACCCACAACAUGGAUGUCCCCAACGUCUCUCGCAAGGAGUACCAGCUGCUGGAUAUCACUGACGACGACUUCCUGUCCCUGAUGGACGAGUCUGGUUCCACCAAGGACGACGUCAAGGUCCCCGAGGGCGAUAUUGGUGCCCGCAUCAUCAAGAUGUUCCGUGAGGAGGAGAAGGACGUCAAUGUCGUUGUCCUGACCGCCAUGGGUGAGGAGGCCGCCAUCGAUGUCAAGGAGGCUCCCAAAUAA
Messenger RNA from Penicillium riverlandense, 540 nucleotides. Its product is annotated as Eukaryotic translation initiation factor eIF-5A. Bases 1 to 540 code for a protein of 179 amino acids. Lineage: Eukaryota; Fungi; Ascomycota; Eurotiomycetes; Eurotiales; Aspergillaceae. Gene Ontology annotation, biological process: positive regulation of translational elongation; positive regulation of translational termination. Gene Ontology annotation, molecular function: ribosome binding; RNA binding; translation elongation factor activity. The record is from RefSeq and is a predicted model, not a curated record. The transcript has 3 exons.